Molecule: messenger RNA, 5318 nt
Organism: Ochotona curzoniae (black-lipped pika)
Lineage: Eukaryota; Metazoa; Chordata; Mammalia; Lagomorpha; Ochotonidae
Gene: RBM25
Product: RNA binding motif protein 25
Exons: 19
Coding region: 208-2733 (841 amino acids)
Biological process (GO): regulation of alternative mRNA splicing, via spliceosome; mRNA processing
Cellular component (GO): spliceosomal complex
Molecular function (GO): mRNA binding
Source: RefSeq, a predicted model, not a curated record
AGUGCACGCCGGGCAAGAGGAAGACCUCCAGAGGCUCCCCGCGCAGCGCGGCGCUGUUUGCGGCCUGUGCGAGGAGGCUUUUCGGAACCCGUCUCCCUCACGGGCGGCACCCCGAUAUUUCGAACCGGUGAAAUCCACUCGUCCCUCGGAGCCCGAAAGACUGCGAAAACAGUCCCGAUUUCUUAGCGGCAGACUGCUGCAGUGAGAAUGUCUUUCCCCCCUCACUUGAAUCGCCCUCCCAUGGGGAUCCCAGCCCUCCCACCGGGGAUCCCACCCCCACAGUUUCCUGGCUUUCCUCCACCUGUACCUCCAGGAACCCCCAUGAUUCCUGUGCCAAUGAGCAUUAUGGCUCCUGCUCCAACUGUCUUGGUGCCCACCGUGUCCAUGGUUGGGAAGCAUUUGGGCGCCAGAAAGGAUCACCCCGGCUUAAAGGCUAAAGAGAAUGAUGAGAACUGCGGCCCUACCACCACCGUCUUUGUGGGCAACAUUUCUGAGAAAGCCUCAGACAUGCUCAUAAGACAGCUCUUAGCUAAAUGUGGUUUGGUUUUGAGCUGGAAGAGAGUUCAGGGUGCAUCUGGAAAACUACAAGCUUUUGGAUUCUGUGAGUAUAAGGAGCCUGAAUCUACACUUCGUGCACUCAGAUUGUUGCAUGACCUGCAGAUUGGAGAGAAGAAGCUGCUUGUUAAAGUUGAUGCAAAGACGAAGGCACAGUUAGAUGAAUGGAAAGCAAAGAAGAAAUCUUCCAAUGGGACUGCCAGGCCUGAAACUGUCAGUAAUGAUGAUGAAGAAGCUUUAGACGAAGAAACAAAGCGAAGAGAUCAGAUGAUUAAAGGGGCGAUUGAAGUUUUAAUUCGUGAAUAUUCCAGUGAGCUAAAUGCCCCCUCCCAGGAAUCUGACUCUCACCCCAGGAAGAAGAAGAAGGAAAAGAAGGAGGACAUCUUUCGCCGAUUUCCAGUGGCCCCUCUGAUCCCUUAUCCGCUCAUCACAAAGGAGGAUAUAAAUGCUAUAGAAAUGGAAGAAGACAAAAGAGACCUGAUAUCCCGAGAGAUCAGCAAGUUCAGAGACACACACAAGAAACUGGAAGAAGAGAAAGGCAAAAAGGAAAAAGAAAGACAGGAAAUUGAGAAAGAACGGAGAGAAAGAGAGAGGGAGCGUGAAAGGGAACGAGAAAGGCGAGAACGGGAACGAGAAAGGGAAAGAGAACGUGAACGAGAGAAGGAGAAGGAACGGGAGCGGGAACGAGACCGGGAUAGGGACCGGGACCGGACCAAAGAGCGAGAUCGGGACCGGGAGCGCGAGCGAGAUCGGGACCGGGAUCGAGAACGGAGCUCGGAUCGAAAUAAGGAUCGCAGUCGGUCGAGAGAAAAGAGCAGAGACCGUGAAAGGGAACGGGAGCGGGAACGAGAAAGAGAGCGGGAACGGGAGCGAGAACGAGAACGAGAGAGAGAGCGAGAGCGGGAACGGGAGCGAGAGAGGGAGAAGGACAAGAAGCGAGACCGAGAAGAAGAUGAGGAAGAUGCAUAUGAGCGAAGGAAGCUUGAAAGAAAACUCCGCGAGAAAGAAGCUGCUUACCAAGAGCGCCUUAAAAAUUGGGAAAUCAGGGAACGCAAGAAAACUCGGGAAUAUGAAAAGGAGGCUGAAAGAGAAGAAGAAAGGAGAAGAGAGAUGGCAAAGGAAGCUAAGCGACUAAAAGAAUUCUUAGAAGAUUAUGAUGAUGAUAGAGAUGAUCCUAAAUAUUACAGAGGAAGUGCUCUUCAGAAAAGGCUGCGUGAUAGGGAAAAGGAAAUGGAAGCUGAUGAGCGAGAUAGGAAGAGAGAAAAGGAAGAGCUUGAGGAAAUCCGGCAGCGUCUCCUGGCAGAAGGACACCCGGACCCGGAUGCAGAGCUCCAGAGGAUGGAACAAGAGGCAGAGCGACGCAGACAACCACAAAUUAAACAAGAGCCAGAAUCAGAAGAGGAGGAGGAAGAAAAACAAGAAAAAGAAGAAAAACGAGAGGAACCUAUGGAAGAGGAGGAGGAACCGGAACAGAAACCUUGUCUCAAACCUACUCUGAGGCCCAUUAGCUCUGCCCCAUCAGUCUCCUCUGCCAGUGGCAAUGCGACUCCCAACACUCCUGGGGACGAGUCUCCCUGCGGGAUUAUCAUUCCUCACGAGAACUCACCCGACCAGCAGCAGCCCGAGGAGCACAGGCCAAAAAUAGGACUAAGUCUGAAACUGGGUGCUUCCAACAGUCCUGGGCAGCCGAAUUCUGUGAAGAGAAAGAAACUAGCUGUAGAUAGUGUGUUUAACAAAUUUGACGAUGAAGACAGUGACGAUGUCCCCCGAAAAAGGAAGCUGGUUCCCUUGGAUUAUGGUGAAGAUGACAAGAAUGCCACCAAAGGAACUGUGAACACUGAAGAAAAACGUAAACACAUUAAAAGUCUUAUUGAGAAAAUUCCUACAGCCAAGCCUGAGCUCUUUGCUUAUCCACUGGAUUGGUCAAUUGUAGAUUCUAUACUGAUGGAACGACGAAUUAGACCAUGGAUUAAUAAGAAAAUCAUAGAAUACAUAGGUGAAGAAGAAGCUACGUUAGUUGAUUUUGUUUGUUCCAAGGUUAUGGCUCACAGUUCACCUCAGAGCAUUUUAGAUGAUGUUGCUAUGGUACUAGAUGAAGAAGCAGAAGUUUUUAUAGUCAAAAUGUGGAGGUUAUUAAUAUAUGAAACAGAAGCCAAGAAAAUUGGUCUUGUGAAGUAAAACUUUCACAGUCGAAUUUAAUUUCAUAUUUCUUCUCACUCUUCAGAGGACUUUGAAUUUUUCUUUGUCUUCAAAGAUAUCUGUGAGAUUGUAAUUUUUUUUUUUUUAAUGUAGAAAAUGUGAAUUUUUUUGUCCUAAUUUGUUGGUGCCUUCUGCACUUCCUUGGUUGUAAAGUCAUCUGAGUCCUUGAUUCUCUUUAUACUCGCCAGGUACAAAUGACUGGUAUGUUUUAUAAGCCACAACUGCUGUACACAGCCUAUCUCAGAAUCUUGUUCUGCUGAUUUAUUCCUUGUACAUAUUGAAAUGACUUCCCCAGGGUUUUUUUUUUUUUUCAGAGUCACUUAAUGUUGAACUGUGCUAUAUAUAGAAGCCAAUAUGAACUAUUUUUAUUGGAUACCAAUGAAAUCUGUUACCACCUCACUCCCUCACCCCUUUUGAUCAAAACUGGCAAGCCCUCCUGAAGGCGUGGAAUUGAAAAUUAGAAUGCAGAGUUAGACAAUCCCCUCCUGUCAUAUUUAUCUUAGCGCGAGUGUAUGUGUAGAAGUCUGCCCUAAUUUGCUUUCAUUCCUGGUAACAUUUCGUAUUUGAAGAACAGUUAUAAAGUAACGUGACUCUGUGCCAACUCAAGUGUUUGCUGUAGUUGAUGAAGUUUGUUGGUUUGUCAGAGCAUGGUAUUUUCUGGUGAGCAACACUUUGGUGACAGGAGGUGGUUUCCCUAUUAAUGGCUGGCUGCUUCAACUUCUCUGUAAAAGAAUGUGAAUCUUCCCCCUCCUCCUAAUUUCAUUGCCUAGGGAAGAGGUAGAUCUAAAAAUUCUGGUAAUAUUAAUUAAUUUCAUGUCCUUAGUUUGAUUUUGAUAUGCUUUUUGUUUUUUAAAAAAUUUCUGGAUCCAUAAGUGAAAAGAAAACUAAUAAAAGAGAAAAUUAGGGAAGUUUUCAGACAAGUAGAGUUUGACCAAACAGUAGGAAUCCAAUUUGGCAAUUUGUAAUGUUUACAUCAUAUUUCCAAAGAAAAAUCAUUCAGGGCACUUACCAAGUAUUAACUAUUGUCUCAUCAAAGUUUCAGAGAAGACUGAUAACUUUCCAUGUUUAGAGACAUAUGUAGGGCUUUCUUUCAGAUAAUACAGCAGCAUUUCACUAGGGAGCAAAAUUACCUGAAAAUGUAUCAAGUUUCAAAUAGUUCUCAGCACAAAUUAGGUGCAGCUGUUCCCCUUGCCUUUGAAAGAAUGGUAAAAGCUGGCCUUAGAAAAUCUGUGAGCCUGAGUUACUGAUUUUUUUUUAAGCGUCUUCAGAGGAUAUUUGGAAAUAUUGUUCUUAACUUUGAGCCAUGACAUGGUUCCAUUAUGUAAAUAUUUCAAAUAUUAAAAUGUAUAUAUUUGAUCUUGGGGACUCAUUCUUUGAGAUUCUUGUAAAUAAAUGGCAUCAUGUUGAAAUUGUGUGGUGCGUACUACAAAACUUGAAAGUGUGGACUGAUAUGGAUUUGAUUUUUAUGACAUCAAAAGGUCAAAGAGGUCAUUUACCUUUUGAAUGAAUCUAAUAUGCAUCUAUGGAAAUACCUCUAAAUAUAAUGCUGUAACUUAAUUCUGGUUUCUCAAGGGGAAAUGUAACAUACUCCUUGAUAUUUACAAGUUUAUAUACUGGUCUUUUCCUUAGAUUCAUUCCCCAGCCAACUUCAGGUAAAUUUAAUUUCCUUUGCUGUUCCUUUCUUACACUCUGAUUUCUGUUUUAUAACUUAACAUGUCCAGGAGAUUUAAGCAUCUCCAGGCAAGUUUUUGGCAGGAUUCGAGUUCAUAUCCCAACAUCUCUUACAAGUGAGCCCAAGUGAUCACAGUAAAGCAAGUCUAGGAAGUUAACCUGAUGCCGUUUCCAAUCAACGGUUCGCUUCACGACGAGCCUGUCAGUUCUUAGAGCAUUUUUUUGGUUUUUUUUUCUCUUCUAGAAUUUUGUGCAAACAAUUGAACAUGUAUAAGUCAGUGUAUUCUAAUAUCUUGGAAAAUACACUUGAGAAAUUUCUAUUAAACCUCUUAAUUGUCUCGAUUAUGUUUACCAUAAGUUAAAACUGUAUGAAACUCCUAAAACACUCUUGACUCUUUUCAUUUACCCCUUAAAAAUGUUCUGUACAUUAUGUACAAGGAGGAAAGGUGAGUAUACAGCUGAAGUAGUUCUGCUUAGUGUACACCUGGAUUGCCUGGGCUGGGGGUCGGGGCUGUUGAAACAGACUUAGUGAUUUGGCAGGUUGGUUUUCUGAACCAGGCACUGCCAGGAAUAGCUGAUCCAGGAACUAAACUUGGACUCUUUUAAUGUGUCUGUUUAGAAUUAUUUUUCAUUGACAGGCUACUCACAUGCAUCCUUUUAAAAGAGGAUUUUUCAAGCAUACAUUGAUGUUAUGUUACAAUCCUAGACGUAAAAUGGGCUUUUUGAGUGGUGUCUGGUAGCAGCCCUGUUACGGCCGACUUGACCCGUGCCCUGACCCGUGUUUCCAGGUGGAGUCUUACCCAGGGCUUCCCUUCACCUGUAUGGAAGUGUUAGCUAGUGGCUGUGUGGAUUAAUAUUCAUCUGCAGUAAUGCCAGAUCUUGUGGCAAGGUGA